Molecule: messenger RNA, 2673 nt
Organism: Magnusiomyces paraingens
Lineage: Eukaryota; Fungi; Ascomycota; Dipodascomycetes; Dipodascales; Dipodascaceae
Exons: 2
Coding region: 1-2673 (890 amino acids)
Molecular function (GO): oxidoreductase activity
Source: RefSeq, a predicted model, not a curated record
AUGACUGAACUCCGAUAUGAUGGAAAGGUCGUCGUCGUCACCGGUGCCGGUGGUGGCCUCGGCAAGGCUUAUGCUCUCUUCUUUGCCUCUAAGGGUGCCUCCGUUGUCGUCAAUGAUCUCGGUGGUUCCUUCAAGGGUGAAGGUAACAGCACCAAGGCUGCUGAUCUUGUCGUUGAAGAAAUUGUCAAGGCUGGUGGCAAGGCCGUGGCCAAUUACGAUUCUGUCGAGUUUGGUGACAAGAUCAUUGAGACUGCUGUCAAGGCCUUUGGCACCGUUCACAUUAUCAUCAACAAUGCCGGUAUUCUUCGUGACGUUUCCUUCAAGAACCUCAAGGACUCAGAUUGGGACCUUAUUUACAAGGUUCACACCUACGGUUCUUACAAGGUUGCUCGUGCUGCCUGGCCUUACUUCAGAAAGCAAAAGUAUGGCAGAAUUAUUAACACAUCUUCUGCUGCUGGCCUUUACGGAAACUUUGGCCAAACCAAUUACUCUGCCGCUAAGCUCGGUCUCGUCGGCUUCACCGAAACUCUUGCCAAGGAGGGCUUUAAGUACAAUAUCUUUGCUAACGCCAUUGCCCCUCUCGCUGCUUCCCGUCUCACCGAGACCAUCAUGACCAAGGAAAUGCUUGAACGUCUUUCCCCCGAUUACAUUGUCCCUCUUGUUGGCUACCUGACACACGAAUCCUCUAAGGAAACUGGUGGCAUCUUUGAGCUUGGUGCUGGCUUUUAUGCUAAGGUCAGAUGGGAGCGCUCUGCUGGCCAUGUUUUCAAGACUGAUGAGACUUUCACCCCCUCGGCCAUUCUUAAGGCCUGGAAUAAGAUCAAUGACUUUUCAAACCCCUCAUAUCCUACCGGCCCUGCUGAUUUCAUCACUCUUGCUGAGGAAUCCACCAAGACUGGCCCUGCUCCCCAAGGAGAGCCUGUUAACUACAAUGGCCAAGUUGUCAUUGUUACUGGUGCUGGUGCUGGUAUUGGCCGUGCUUAUGCUCUUCUUCUCGGAAAGCUCGGCGCUAAGGUCGUUGUUAACGACUUUGUCGACCCUGAACCUGUCGUCAAUGAAAUUAAGAAGGCUGGUGGCAUUGCUGUCGGUGACAAGUCUAACGUCGUUGAAGGCCACAAGGUUGUCGAGACUGCCCUCAAGGCCUUUGGAACUAUCCACGCUAUUAUCAACAAUGCUGGUAUUCUCAGAGACAAGUCUUUUGCCAACAUGACUGAUGACCAAUGGGACGCUGUUUACCAGGUCCAUCUUCGCGGUACCUAUGCCGUCACCAAGGCUGCUUGGCCCGUUUUGCUCAAGCAAAAGUACGGCCGCAUUGUCAACACUACCUCCACCUCUGGUAUUUACGGUAACUUUGGCCAAGCCAACUAUGCUUCUGCUAAGGCUGGUAUUCUCGGCUUUGGUCGCGCUCUCGCUCUUGAGGGUGCCAAGUACAACAUUUUUGUCAACACUAUUGCACCCAAUGCUGGCACUGCCAUGACCAAGAGUGUUUUCACCGAGGAAAUGCUUGAAUCUUUCAAGCCUGACUACAUUGCUCCCCUCGUUACCCUCCUUGCCUCUGAAAAGGCUCCUGUUUCUGGCGGUCUUUACGAGGCUGGCUCCGGCUGGGUCGGUGCCACCAGAUGGCAACGUUCUGGCGGCAAAUUCUACCAGGGUCCUCCUCCCUCUAUUGAGACUCUUGCCAAGGAUUGGAAGAACAUUUCCAACUUUGAUGAUGGCCGUGCCAUUACUGUCUCUUCCUUUAAGGAAACUUCAGAGUCCAUCUUGGGCCCAGUUCUUGCUGCUGCUAAGCCCAAGAAGGGUGAUUUUACCCCUGUCGACCCCAAGGAUUACACCAAGUACGAGGAUGUCGCUGACUUCAAAUAUACCCACAGAGACGUUAUUCUUUACAACCUGUGCGUUGGUGCUCAUGCUACUGAUCUCAAGUACUCGUUUGAGGGUUCCGAUAACUUCCAAGUCAUCCCCACCUUUGGUGUCAUUCCUCCCUUCUCUACUGAUAUCGACUUUAACCGUCUUGUCCCCAACUUUAACCCCAUGAAGCUUCUUCACGGUGAGCAGUAUCUCGAGAUUCGCAAGUGGCCUCUUCCCACUGAGGGCACUCUCGUUAAUGUUGCUCGUCCUCUUGAGAUUGUUGACAAGGGCAAGGCUGCUGUUGUCAUCUCGGAGGUCAUCACCAAGAACAAGGUCACUGGUGAGGAUAUCUUUUACAAUGUUUCUACCACCUUUAUCCGUGGCUCUGGUGGCUGGGGCGGUCCUACUAGAGGUGCUGACAGAGGUGCUAUCACCGCUGCCAACAAGCCUCCUGCUCGCAACCCUGACUUUACCCAGUCUUACAAGAUUGAUGCUGACAAGGCUGCUUACUACAGACUUUGCGGUGACUAUAACCCUCUCCACAUUGACCCUGCUUUUGCUGCUGUUGGUAACUUCCCCCAGCCUAUUCUCCACGGUCUGGCCACCUUUGGCAUUUCUGGAAAGAUUCUUUACGACAAGUUUGGUCCUUUCAAGAACGUCAAAGUCCGCUUUUCUGGCCACGUUUUCCCCGGUGAGACUGUCAAGGUUGAGGCCUGGAAGGAGGGUAGCAAGGUCAUUUUCCAGACUCGUGUUGUUGAUCGUAACACUAUUGCCAUUUCUGCUGCUGCCAUUGAGCUUGCCUCCAAGCCUGGCAAUAAGCUCUAA